Messenger RNA from Beta vulgaris subsp. vulgaris (sugar beet), 1046 nucleotides. RefSeq names its product REF/SRPP-like protein At1g67360. Lineage: Eukaryota; Viridiplantae; Streptophyta; Magnoliopsida; Caryophyllales; Amaranthaceae. The record is from RefSeq and is a predicted model, not a curated record. The transcript has 3 exons. The coding region runs from base 161 to 862 and encodes 233 amino acids.
CACCACUCGAUCAUAGAUAUCUCUACACUCUUCUUUUCACUGUAUAAUUAUAAAUACCCCCAAAAGAUUCCCCAUCUUAUUCAUCUUCUUUUUUCAUUACUUUCCCUUCAACUACAAUCUCCAACUUCAAGAACCUUCUACUCAUUUCGAUAUCUUCAAGAUGGAGAACAAUGAUGAAACCAAGAAAAAUAACCAACAACAACAAUUAAAGCACCUGGGUUUUGUUAGAGCUGCUGCAAUUAACACAAUCAUGUGUUUAUCAAAUCUGUAUGAUUAUGCUAAGCAGAAUUCUGGGCCUUUGAGAUCAGCUGUAGGAACUGUUGAAGGUGCUGUUACUACUGUGGUGAACCCUGUUUUCAAUAAAUUCAAACAUGUCCCUGAUCAUAUGCUUGUUUUUCUUGAUCAAAAGGUUGAUGUGGCUAGUGCCAAAUUCAGUGAGCACGCUCCUCCGUUAGCCAAGCAGGUAGUGACCCAAGUCCACAUUGUGAUUGAUCAUACAACCCAAAUAGCCAAAGAGGUUGUGCACCAAGUUCAAGUUGGUGGUCCACUAGCAGCAGCCCAAUAUGCCGCCAACGAAACAAAGGAGUUGGUUCUUAACCAGUCAGUCAAAGUUUGGUCAAAACUUGACGAUUUCCCAGUCUUCCACAUGGUGGCCGAGAUGACAAUUCCUACAGCCACACAUUGGUCCGAGAAGUACAACAAUGUGAUCACAAACAUCCGAGGACAAGGGUACACAAUUUUCAGCUAUGUUCCAUUGGUACCAAUAGAUGAAAUUUCGACUGCAUUUAAGCAGUCAAAGGGUGCCGAGGGCAAGGGCAAUGUUGGACAUUCAGCGGCUGGUCAAGAGGCGAUCUCACAGUGAGAUAUAUGUAGAUCUAAUUCUGAUGUUUUGUGUUUGGUUUAGCUUGAUUUAGAAUAUGUAAUGUUAGUUGUGAAUCUGUCGAAACUUGAAUGUGUGCAGAUGUUUGAAGUCUUGGGAAGGUUGUUGUGUACUAAUGUGCUAUGAAGAUUAGAUAUGAUUCUAUAUAUGUGAAAUCUUGCGCUGA